AUUGCUGCUUCAAUGAGACAUGCCCUCUUUUAGCCAGCAGAUCCGACCUGCUUGCUUACAGCUGCACUAGGGUCUGACAACAUUGAUCUGUAUAUUAAGACACUACGGAACCAGCGCAAGAUAUGGCUCAGAAAACAUACCUCAAUCCAGGGAUGAGAAAUGCGUUAUAUUCCGAAUUAUCCCAACUGUUACACUGAGAAGAUUGAACAACUGCUAGUUUUGAAAGAAAACGAUAUCUACAUGGCUUUAACCUGUAUCCAGCAUUGUCAGAGAUGCACCAGUUUACUGAGGUCAAGGAGUGUUGGUAUCACCACCCUUCAGUAUUCCACAGAUGCCCAGCAUUGGCCUGCAGCCCUCUGGAAUUCUUUCAUUGUUCGAGUCUUGCCCUCUGUGCUCCAGAGAAGUCCGAAUCCAUCUCAGACGCGACAGAGGUGGAAUCUAGGAGUGCGGAGUUACUGUGAAUCUCAUGCUAAGGUCCAACCAUCUCAAACGAAACACGGGAAUACUGAUGAGUUACCUGAGACUGAUAUGGUGUCAUAUCAGAAUCCUGUCUCCCAUCAACUCAUAGAUGGAGGGAUGCUUCUGAAGGAGUGGCAGACAGCUUUUGAUUUGGAUGAUGCCCCAGGCCACUCUGCAUUAGAGGAGAUCAGUCACGAGGAGGCAGUUCAUAUGAACAUCCCAGCUGCCCUGCCUCCUGUCUCCAUCUCCCUGAAAGACUAUGUCAACGAGUCAGAGACGCUUGGAAAGCUUAUACAGCUAGGUGUUCAGCUAUGGAAACUGGAGCAGAGGCCUAACGUGGGUUCCAUGUUGCUGAGGCUAGACUUCCAGACAGACGUGACCCCACGGCUGGUCUUCCUGAAGCAGCUGGGAGUGGACGAUUCUCGCCUGGGUUAUCUGAUCAGCCACAACCCCUUCAUCCUCACAGAGAGCCUGGAGAACCUGCAGGCCAGGGUGGCAUAUCUUAGGUCCAAGAAGUUCAGCGCUGAGUCUGUGGCUUCCAUGGUGUCCAGAGCUCCGUACCUGCUGAACUUCAGUGUGAAGAGGAUGGACAACCGCCUUGGAUUCUACCAACAGCAGUUAGGCCUUAGUGCUCAGAAGACACGGGAUGUUGUGGCUCGCCUUCCCAGACUUUUGUGUGGAAGCUUGGAGACAGUUAAGGAGAAUCUUAAGAUAUGCAAACUGGAGAUGGGGUUUCGUGAAAAUGAGCUCCAGCACAUUGUCACUGUAAUCCCCAAAGUUCUUACUGCUAACAAGAGGAAACUGACCCAGAUAUUUGACUACAUCCACAACACCAUGAACAUACCCCAUGACCUGAUUGUAAAGUUCCCACAGGUCCUGAAUGCAAAGUACCUUCGUAUCAAAGAAAGACACCUGUUCCUGCAAUACCUAGAUAAGGCUCAGUAUGACCCUGCCAAGCCUAACUACAUCUGUCUGGACAAGCUUGUCUCCCUGCCAGAUGAGGCCUUCUGCACUGAAGUGGCAUCAGCCACACUAAAGGACUUUGAACUGUUUCAGAAGACAAUGUAAUUAAUAAAACACUACAGUUUCUGUAUAUGUGUGUUAUGUGAAUAAAUUUGUUGAAGAUA
Messenger RNA from Oncorhynchus mykiss (rainbow trout), 1586 nucleotides. The record is from RefSeq and is a predicted model, not a curated record. NCBI's taxonomy places the organism in Eukaryota, Metazoa, Chordata, Actinopteri, Salmoniformes, Salmonidae.